This is a messenger RNA of Drosophila sulfurigaster albostrigata, 712 nucleotides long. It is a transcript of the gene Det, whose product is annotated as baculoviral IAP repeat-containing protein 5. NCBI's taxonomy places the organism in Eukaryota, Metazoa, Arthropoda, Insecta, Diptera, Drosophilidae. The transcript has 3 exons. The record is from RefSeq and is a predicted model, not a curated record. Bases 114 to 554 code for a protein of 146 amino acids.
ACUUAGGUAUGGCAUUUUGUAAUAACGAAAUCGACGCGCUUCACUUAAGUAAGCGCCGUAUUUGUUGAGUAGAAUAUAUUUUGUAAAUUUCGUUAAUAAAAUCGGAUUGCACAAUGCAUACAACUUCAACGCACGAUCCAAGGCUUGAUGCAUUUAGCAAACUUAACCUAUUGGAGAAAAGUCGCGUCGACAGUUUUAAGGACUGGCCUUUUCCAUCAAACUCAACAUGCAGCAUUGCCAAGAUGGCUGAGGCGGGAUUCUACUGGACAGGCACGAAACGGGAAAACGACACAGCCACAUGUUUUGUAUGCGGCAAAACACUUGACGGCUGGGAGUCCGACGACGAUCCUUGGAAGGAGCAUCUGAAGCAUGCGCCACAAUGCGAGUUUGUAAAAUUGAGCUGCCCGGAGAAAGAUAUGACUGUGGAUCAAUUUCUUAAAAUAUUUGGAACCGUCGUCAAAAAUAACAUAGAAAAGAACAUAAAGAAUUUUAAAAUAAAAUUCUUGAAAGAUAGCGAAGCCAAACUGAACGAGUUCAUAAGCAAACAACCCUAAAUACUGUAUCGUUUAAAGUCCCUUUACUUAAAUUUCUUUCGAAAUAUACUUUUUAUUUGUAUGAGGAAUAUUCCUAAUUAUUACCAUAUAAUUCCAGAAGGUUUUCAUUGCAAUAAAAACGAUUAAAUAUAAAAUAAAAAAUAAAUAAAAUAAAAUAA